Diplodia corticola is the source of this 945-nucleotide messenger RNA. Its product is annotated as peroxiredoxin q bcp. NCBI's taxonomy places the organism in Eukaryota, Fungi, Ascomycota, Dothideomycetes, Botryosphaeriales, Botryosphaeriaceae. Gene Ontology annotation, molecular function: thioredoxin peroxidase activity. The transcript has 4 exons. The record is from RefSeq and is a predicted model, not a curated record. Bases 1 to 945 code for a protein of 314 amino acids. Gene Ontology annotation, cellular component: cytoplasm. Gene Ontology annotation, biological process: cellular response to oxidative stress; cell redox homeostasis.
AUGGUCGAACUGCGCAAGCGCAAGACGCCGCCCGCCGCCCCCGAGAAGGCCGCCAAGAGAAAGCCCGGCCCCAAAUCGAAGACGACCAAGGCCAAAGCAGCCGCCGCCGACGCCGUGGAGACCGCCGCCGCCAAGGUCGAGGAGACGGUGAACAAAGUCGAGGAAACCGCGACCAAUGGCGCCUCGUCCACCACCAAGCCGUCGACCGCCGCCGCCGGCAAGCCCGAGGUCGGCUCCACGAUUGAGCUCGACGGCUUCGGCGGCGAGAUCGAGACCAACGAUGGCACCAAGACGACACUGAAGAAGCUCGUUGACGAGAGCAAGCAAGGCGUCGUCCUCUUCACCUACCCCAAGGCCUCGACGCCCGGCUGCACAAAGCAAGCCUGCCUCUUCCGCGACUCCUUCGCCCCCCUCACCGCCACCGGCCUCAGCAUCUACGGCCUCUCGGCCGACUCGCCCAAAGCCAACACGACGUUCAAGACCAAGCAGAACCUGCCGUACACGCUGCUCUGCGACCCUUCCGCCUCGCUCAUCCGCGCCAUCGGCCUCGCCAAGCCCGGCAACGCGAAAGGCACCGUCCGCGGCGUCUUCGUCGUCGGCAAGGGCGGCGAGGUGCUCGCGGCGGAGUCGGGCGCGCCCGACGCGACGGUCGACGCGGUGAGGAGGGUCGUCAAGGAGAAGGGCAAGGGCAAGGGCGGGGAUGCCGCCGCCGGCAAGAAGGAGGAGGAUAAAAAGCAGGCGGAGACGGCGGGGGAGGUGGCGGAUGCGGCUGAGGAGGCGGGCGUCGAUGGUGAGGGGAAUUUUUGGAUCGCUGUGUGGGAUGGUCGAGCGGGGAGGGGGAGGGGGAGGGGGAGGGGGAGGGGGUUGCAGUCAAACGACGACGACGACGACGACGACGACGACGACGACGACGACGUGCAGAUGCCCUCUCUCCGUCCGUGUUGA